UACGUGCACACAACGCCGGCGGCGGUGACGUGUUUUGGCGCGGUGGCGGUAAACUUGGCGAUAAAUCUAUCUAUCUAUUUAUCUAUGAGAGAAUCGAGAGAGCUUCAUUUGCUUCACAAUCUGAUCUUUGAAGAUUUAGUCUAAAUCGACAAUCAUCUUCAACUUAACUUAGAUCCAUUCCUUCCUUUCUCUACGGAUGAGAUGAUGGGUGGUAAAGAAGGAUCUGUAAUCGCAUAUAUCGCUUUAGCCAUUUUCAUACUUUUCCUCAUUUCUUACACUCCGAGUAGACCCUCAAGCUCCCGCCAUCGCCGCCUCAAGCUACGCUCCAACUUCUCCUUCUCUCCCGCCGCCGCCGGAGAAAACCAUCAUCAACAUACCCAUCGCGACCGUCAGCGUGUCCCUUUCGACCCGCUGGUUGCCGACAUUGAGAUGAAGAGAGAAGACAGAGAGUGGGAGAAGAUGCAUUUCGAGCAUUCUCAUCCCGAAUUCGCAACUCAUGAAGCUCCUGGGGCGGAAUCUCAGCCCGAAUUCGAGGAUUUCAUGAAUGCGGAGGACUAUAUCAACGAUGAAGACAGGUUCAAUGUUACCGGUCGUCUCAUCUUGUUGUUCCCCAAGUUGGACGUUGAUCCGCCCGAUGGAUUUGCCACUCAGCACGAGCUAACUGAAUGGAUGUUAAAGAGUUCGGAGAAGGAAGUGUUGCAUCGAACUCAGAGGGAGUUGGAGCUUCAUGACAAGAAUCAUGAUGGCUUAGUCUCCUUCGCCGAGUACGAGCCUCCUACAUGGGUUCGCAAUUCAGACAAUAAUAGUACAUAUGGGUAUGACAUGGGUUGGUGGAAGGAAGAGCAUUUCAAUGCAUCAGAUUCUGAUGGAGACGGUUUUCUUAACAUCACAGAGUAUAAUGACUUUCUCCAUCCAGCUGACAGCAAUAACCCAAAACUACUGCAUUGGUUAUGCAAGGAAGAGAUAAGGGAAAGGGAUUCGGAUAAAGAUGGGAAGGUAAAUUUUAAGGAAUUUUUCGGUGGACUGUUUGAUAUGGUAAGAAACUAUGAUGAAGAGCUGAUAGAUCAACAAGAAUCUGAAGAUGCAAGAGAGGCCCCUGCUAGAAAGUUGUUUGCACAGCUUGAUAAGGACGCAGACAGAUACUUGUCGGAUACUGAAUUGGUACCGGUCAUUGGAAAACUUCAUCCAUCAGAGCGUUAUUAUGCAAAACAACAGGCUGACUAUAUCUUAUCACAGGCUGAUUCGGAUAAGGAUGGAAAGUUAAGCUUGACAGAAAUGAUAGAUAACCCCUAUGUGUUUUAUAGUGCUAUAUUCAGCGAGGAAGAGGAAGACGACUUUGAGAAUCAUGACGAGUUUCGCUAGUCUUCACACGACACCGACAGAACUUUAGUCUUCUCGAGAAUUUGAAAAAUGUUUGUAGGAUAAAACAGGUACACUAUUAUUCAUCAUUGGCUGUAAAACUUUGAAGACUUAUACUUAUAUUUAUGUAGGAAAUUUGUAUUAUUAUUUAUUAUGUAUGUGGGUUCAUUGAUUUUAUGAAAAUGAUAAAUUCUUUUA
Impatiens glandulifera is the source of this 1557-nucleotide messenger RNA. RefSeq names its product calumenin-like. The coding region runs from base 202 to 1362 and encodes 386 amino acids. The record is from RefSeq and is a predicted model, not a curated record. Gene Ontology annotation, molecular function: calcium ion binding. The transcript has 6 exons. Lineage: Eukaryota; Viridiplantae; Streptophyta; Magnoliopsida; Ericales; Balsaminaceae. Gene Ontology annotation, cellular component: endoplasmic reticulum.